Molecule: messenger RNA, 800 nt
Organism: Halteromyces radiatus
Lineage: Eukaryota; Fungi; Mucoromycota; Mucoromycetes; Mucorales; Cunninghamellaceae
Exons: 1
Coding region: 23-709 (228 amino acids)
Source: RefSeq, a predicted model, not a curated record
UUUUUUUUUUUACUUCGCUUCCAUGACAACACUGAAUGUCAAAGCUUUACGUAUUGAAGAAAAGGUGAUAUUACGUGAAAUAUUCUCUUCUGAUGAUCCUGAAGCCAUGAAUAUGGUGGCAGCUGUGUUAUCUCUCACCAACGAAGAUCAAGAAGACGAAGCUGAUGUUCCUACCUUGAACAAGACUUCUGAUACUCUUAGUGAAGACGAAAGCGAUCAUGACGACGAUUGGAGCGACGAUGAAUAUGCAGUGAUUAAAGCCUACUAUGAAAACGAAGAUGAAGACGAUUUGAUACACUUAUCAGGAAAUGUAGGUUUUUCUCUCCUUUUUCAAGACGAACAUGAACUCGAUGGACGUAGUAUUAACAACAACAAUGAUAAUAAUAAUAGUAUGGAAAAUAGAACGACAUUACCUUCCGUUGGAUCUUCUAUUGAAGAAGAAGAAGAAGAAAUCGACGAAUUGGAUGACGAUGAUGACGACAAUGAUGAUGAUUAUCAUGAUAAUGAUCGUAAUGAAGAAGAAGAUGAUGAUGAUCAAGAACAACAACGACAACGAAGACGUCGACAUGAUGUACAGUAUUCAUUCUCUUCAAGGUAUAAGCAGCAACAAGUAAUGAAUGAUGAUGAUCAAAAGCGACGAACUUCAAGUUUAGAAUCGUUACCAAGGAAAAGAACUCGAAGAUCUGCAACAACUGUAGUCACUGUAUGAUACUCUUGCUUUUUUUUUACCCGCCUUUUUGUAUAUAGUUUAGUUUUUAUGUGUCAAUUUAUUGAAAUAAACCGUACAUCUUUUAUUAUAA